Messenger RNA from Helobdella robusta, 288 nucleotides. RefSeq lists its product as hypothetical. The transcript is spliced from 3 exons. The record is from RefSeq and is a predicted model, not a curated record. Lineage: Eukaryota; Metazoa; Annelida; Clitellata; Rhynchobdellida; Glossiphoniidae. Gene Ontology annotation, molecular function: dynein intermediate chain binding. Gene Ontology annotation, cellular component: centrosome; cytoplasmic dynein complex; cytoplasm. Gene Ontology annotation, biological process: microtubule-based movement. The annotation marks the transcript as partial.
UCCGAGGGAGAGGAGAUAUUGAAAAGGAUUCAGAAUUAUAAAGGAGUCACCGGGCUGUUGAUCGUCAACAAAGAAGGCGUGCCCAUAAGAACCACCCUGGACAACUCAACCUCCGUCCAGUAUGCUGGUCACCUGAGGAGCCUGGCCGCCCAAGCACAGCACUGCGUUCGUGACAUUGACCCACAAAAUGACCUGACCUUCUUCAGAAUUAGGUCAAAGAAGUACGAGGUCAUGGUCGCACCAGAUAGCGAAUAUCUCCUCGUAGUCAUGCAAAAUCCACUGAACUGA